GUAAAAAUGAGUGACUCUGUUACAAACUAAAAAGCGGUGAGGAAGUUAAAAUGUCUAAGUGCCGUGCAUGGGGUCAAGUAGCAACAUCUACCCAGAUGUACUUCUUACACGCUAAAAGUAGUAUGAUUUAGCCAGUCAACACACAGGCGUGAAUGCCGAAGACUUCAGAGAGGAGUUUUCACCUACGUAGUGGGAAUGAAGUGACUACUGAUGGCACUGUAAAAUAACUUCACAGACGGCUGCGCAAAUUGACAGAAUGGCUUAUCACCACUUUUUACCGGCCAGUCCUUCAGAUUUCACAACUGGCCCCGUGCUUGGACAGCAGUCUCGAUUCGUUUCAGCUGGAUACGGGAAACAGCCGGUUGCGAACGUGCUUCAUAACUCUAUUCGUUUUGCACUCAAAGAAGCAGCCGCGUCUCCUGCUCACCUUCCUGUGGAGACGCGCGAUCCCGAUGUGGCACCUGAGGAUGACCCCGUGGUUCAGCUGGAAGGCAAGGAUCUGUGGGGGCAGUUUCACAAAAGCGGCACAGAGAUGGUCAUAACAAAGUCUGGAAGGCGAAUGUUUCCACCAUUUAAAGUGCGCUGCAGCGGCUUUGACAGGAAGGCGAGGUACAUCCUGCUAAUGGAUAUAGUUGCGGGUGACGACUACAGAUACAAGUUUCAUAACUCUCGAUGGAUUGUGGCUGGAAAAGCCGACCCAGAAAUGCCAAAACGAAUGUACAUCCAUCCAGACAGUCCUGCUACUGGGGAGCAAUGGAUGUCAAAAUCUGUGACCUUUCAUAAACUUAAACUGACAAACAAUAUAUCUGACAAACAUGGAUUUACCAUUUUGAACUCCAUGCACAAAUACCAGCCGAGGUUUCAUGUAGUUCGAGCCAACGACAUCCUCAAACUUCCUUACAGUACAUUUAAAACGUACGUGUUUCCUGAGACAGAAUUCAUCGCUGUCACAGCAUACCAAAACGAGAAGAUAACUCAGCUGAAAAUCGACAAUAAUCCGUUUGCCAAAGGAUUCCGGGAUACCGGAAAUGGAAGACGUGAAAAAAGGAAACAACAAAGGUGUGAAGAAGGGGAAGCGAAAAAAGCCAAUGUGUCCACAGACGACCAAAGUUCAUCAAAUUAUUUAAUUCAAGAAGCAAAUGUCAUCACAUCAACUUCAACAGAUACAAAUGACAGUGACAUUGUUGGAUAUGGAGAAGAGAAGGGUAUUAAUGGAGAUGAGAAGUCAAUUUCACAGGAUGACCAAAAUUCCAGAGAAAUCUCUACAACCAUGCAGGAGCCAAAGGAUGAAUCAAAGGAGGAGAUACAAAAAAUCAGAAACACAGAAGUCAACAGCAAUGAAAAACAUGGUGUGGAGAGCACUGAACCUUUCAAUAAAAAAAUAAACCAGGAACAAAGGUUUGCGGUUGAUGUGACUGAUGCUUCACCGAAGAGUUUGAUCGCUCGGCAGUAUUACAUGCCCUAUGCAACUGGAAUAAUGAAUUAUCUGCGUAUGCCACCACAUUUCUUGUCAAAUUUAUCUCAGGUUAACUGUGUUGGAACCCUACCACUUUUGACAACUGAAGCAACUGGUUCUUGGUUGUUUAGAAGUUUAAAUGAAGAAGCUCAAGGUUACAUAUCUGCUGCUUCAUCCUCAAAACAAGGAUUCAUUGGUAUGCCAGAUUCAUCAUUUAGCUUUCAACACAGAACAACCCCUCAGGGUGUGCUUGUUUCUGCACAUGAAGGAAUUUGGUCUUAUCCACAAAAUUACAUCACACCUGCUGCCACCUCCUCUUUGGGGUCUUACCAAGUUCACCACCCCCAUUUUCUCAAUCUGAGCUGCCGACCCCAAUGCAGACCUUCGCCUCUACCAGUGUGGGUGCAUGGAAGAAAAAUGUCACAAACCUCAGUAUUAAUAUCCAAAUGUGAAACUAAUACAAAUGAGCAUGUCGGUACUACAACUUAUGGAUCUGUGGUUAGAUCAAAAAUUGAUCAUGAUCAAAACAAACUGUGUCAGGAUUUUUAG
This is a messenger RNA of Triplophysa rosa, 2005 nucleotides long. It is a transcript of the gene tbx3b, whose product is annotated as T-box transcription factor 3b. Gene Ontology annotation, biological process: vasculogenesis; regulation of transcription by RNA polymerase II; positive regulation of DNA-templated transcription. Lineage: Eukaryota; Metazoa; Chordata; Actinopteri; Cypriniformes; Nemacheilidae. The transcript has 7 exons. Bases 257 to 2005 code for a protein of 582 amino acids. Gene Ontology annotation, cellular component: nucleus. Gene Ontology annotation, molecular function: RNA polymerase II cis-regulatory region sequence-specific DNA binding; DNA-binding transcription factor activity, RNA polymerase II-specific. The record is from RefSeq and is a predicted model, not a curated record.